Closterium sp. Yama58-4 is the source of this 1251-nucleotide messenger RNA. The record is from the annotation of a GenBank genome assembly. NCBI's taxonomy places the organism in Eukaryota, Viridiplantae, Streptophyta, Zygnematophyceae, Desmidiales, Closteriaceae.
AUGCCGCUUCGCUCCGCAAUCACAGGGCCCUUCGUUUCUGCCUUCCGCCCCUGUGCGUUGCACAUCCUUCCCCGCGCCUUUCCGCCACCCAUCCCUGCGCCCAUGACUGCGCACAUCCCUGCUCCCGUCGCUGCGGCCAGAGGCGCGGACCUGAGGGGAACCCGCGCAACCAAUUUCACGCGAAGCCGCACGGUCCGCGGCAGCCAAUCCUCGUCGUCAUCGGUUCAUCGCGAAUCGUCGCUGCGGCCUCAGGCGAUCCGCCUUUCCUCGUCGCUCACCCGCCACGCCACCUCCGCCGCUUUCUCUCCUGCCCAGCCAAUCUCAUUCGCCACCGCCACGUCAGCUCGGAUUAAUCUCCGCGGCUCGCAUAAACAAAGCGGGGGAUUCAGGGGGCUGCGCUGCGCAGGUCGAGCGGACGCGCUGGCAUCCGGGGAGGCGGGCGCGGGGGUCGCGCGGGGAGGCGAGAGCAGCGCGUGGUGCGUGGAGCUGGUGCCGUGCCUCACGGAUAAUUACGCUUACCUCCUCCGCAACGCCGCCACCGGCGCCGCGCUCGUCGUCGACCCCGCGGAAGCCGCGCCCGUGGAGGCGCGACUGGCGGAAGGGGAGGGGCGGACAGGCGGGAAGCUGGCGGCUGUGCUGUGCACGCACCACCACUGGGACCACACGGGCGGCAAUCUGGCGCUAAAAGACAAAUUCGGCGCCACGGUGGUUGGCCCCGCUGCCGAUCGGGACCGCAUUCCAGGCAUUGACGUGGCGCUGUCAGAUGGUGACACGUGGCAGUUUGAGGGGCUAGAAAUGCACGUGCUGCACACGCCCGGCCACACCCGAGGUCACUGCGUGCUCUACUUCCCAUCCCUGGCAGCGCUAUUCACGGGCGACACGCUCUUCUCCCUCGGCUGUGGCCGCCUCUUUGAAGGCUCGCCCUCCCAGAUGUGGGCGUCUCUCUCCCGCAUUGCCUCACUGCCCCCGGACACCAAGGUCUACUGCGGCCACGAGUACACGCAGGCCAAUGCGCGGUUUGCCAUGGCAGUGGAGCCAAACAACCCCGCCCUGCAGCAGCGCGUGGACGAGAUCACCCGCCUGCGAGCCCAUUCGCUGCCCACCAUCCCCAGCACGGUGGGCCAGGAGGCGGCCACCAACCCCUUCCUGCGUGCUGCCAGUCCUGAGAUUCGCCAGUCGCUGCACAUGAGCACUGGUGCUGCUGACGUGGACGUGUUUGCCGCCCUCAGGCGCAUGAAGGACAACUUCUAG